Messenger RNA from Annulohypoxylon maeteangense, 2773 nucleotides. RefSeq lists its product as uncharacterized. Bases 547 to 2388 code for a protein of 613 amino acids. Gene Ontology annotation, biological process: homocysteine metabolic process. The transcript has a single exon. Gene Ontology annotation, molecular function: FMN binding; [methionine synthase] reductase (NADPH) activity; flavin adenine dinucleotide binding. Gene Ontology annotation, cellular component: cytosol. Lineage: Eukaryota; Fungi; Ascomycota; Sordariomycetes; Xylariales; Hypoxylaceae. The record is from RefSeq and is a predicted model, not a curated record.
CCCCUGUCACCAUCAUUUUCAACAAACCCGCAAUGAUAGAAAUAUUUCCAGAUCGGCACCCUUUCUUAAAGAAAUUUCCUUACUAACCAACCCAUCCCCCUUCACUGUCACGAUAUUAUCGUGCACUUCUCUUCCUUUCCCCUUUUUCGAGCUUGUCCUGUGCUCUACUCCCUUGCAAGUUCGUUCCAUUUACUUUAUUUAUAUAAUCGUGACGUUCGUUCUCAAUUCCUUUGUGGUAUAUCUCACUACCACACAUCGUCGUACACUUUCGCCACUACUCCACUCCACAAUUUCACCUACCUCGAUAAACCCCUGGACGAACAACGCCAAAAAGGGACAGGACAAUUCGACGACACGACGCGUAAGAAAAAAAAAGAUUCGUCUCCAAGUCCCGACCCCUCCCCCGCCAAAUUCCCCAGAAUAACCGACUUAUCGGUAACAAAUUGGUUCUGGCUUUUUCGGUAUAAUUGGACUCGACCUGUCCAACUUCACAUCCGCACGAAAUUCUCCUUCCCUAGCACUUGCACAGCUAUACUUUAGAUAGCCAUGUCUCUUGACGUUGAGCACCAGCUAGCUGACUCGUCUGCCGGCUAUGCGUCGGAAGAGGAGACUCGUGCUCCUUCUAUCGCACCGUCCCUAACUUAUUCGGACGAUUCUGAAGAUCAGGAUGAACCUCAACCACCUGAGGUGGUUCCCCGGAGACGGCGCGCGUCUACGAGACUAAUCGCGCAGAAUCCGGCAGAUGUACAACGAAUUACAGGCGAAUCCACCCAGCAAUUGCUCAAUCGAUGCUGCGGUGGUGGUUGCUGCAUGAACUCGCAGCUGAAGAAAGAAGGACUCGAGUACGAACGUGUCCCGUUCCCGGACAAUCACGCCUUCCGUUCGCUCGGAUUGAAGAUUGAUGAGCUUCCUACUGUCCUUUCCCAAGUUCCGGAUAUGCCCGAGCAGACCACCUUCCUUCAAUCCAUUCGACGCGCCUCAUCAAACAUUCCGUCACCUACUGACUCAGCAAUCUCCUUCGGAAGCCAGGUCAGCUCGCCGUCCAUUGAGACCAGCCUUAAGAACCUCACACUCGAACCUCUUGAUACCACCAUACAACCACCAUCAUUCGUCCAACCGCACCAUCCUCACCAUGUCUUCCCGGCCCCGAUUCACAAUACCCGCGAGUUGACAAAGGAAGGUGCCGAGAAGCGCACAUUCCACUUUGACAUCGACAUCACCGACUACCCCCACGAAGAAGGCAUAGACUUCAAGGUUGGUGGCGCAAUUGGUCUUUAUGCGCCAAACGACACCACUGCUGUAGAGCAAAUCCUCGACUUGCUUCUAGUUCCGCGAUUCUUGCGCGGCAAGCCUGUCCUGUUGCGCACCACGCGUGGCCGUUGGCCUACUGUUUGGGGUGAAGAUAAGGCUCGGGAGUUGGUUACUACUCGACGGGAUCUGCUUACUUGGUGCUCCGACAUCCAAUCAUACCCUCCUACCAAGGCCCUCCUGCGAAUCCUGGCCGAGCAUGCCAUUGAUCCGAAUGAGAAGAAGAUCCUCCUGUUCCUUUGUUCUAGCGAGGGACAAGGCGCAUUCUGCGACCUACGUACCGGACCUCAUGUCUCUCUUGCUCAGAUCCUCAACGCGUUUCCAUCCGCCAAACCUCCUUUAGACUUGGUACUCUCAGUACUCCAGCAAUUGAUGCCGCGAUUCUACUCCCUAUCUAACGACCCCCAUGAGUCUUACGAGAUUCGCGACGGAAAGCAACACCGCCUUAUCGAAAUAGCUGUCACCGUUCAAGAGAUGGAUGACUGGCGGGCGGGCACCCGAACGGGUGUGGGUUCCGGUUUCCUUCAACGCCAAUCUCUUAAGUAUAAGAGUCUCCAACGUGCUGGAGAUAACUCUCCUCGGCUCUAUGCGCCCAUUUUCAAGGGGCUCAUGGCUAAUCCGCUAGCUAAGGAAUUCGUGUCUGAUGGCCCGAUGCUCCUUAUUGGGGCCGGCGUCGGCAUUGCGCCGUUCCGUGGCUUCGUUCAGCACCGCCUGAAGAACGCUAACUGUGCCAACAAGGUAUGGGUUCUUCAGGGUAUCCGAGACUCGCUCGUUGACGAGUUAUACGGUGGAGAGUGGGGUGUGCACGAAGAUAGAGUUAAGAAGGUUGUUCAGAGCCGACGUGGCGAGAGUCGUUACGUCCAAGAUGAGGUUGUUCAUCAGGCAGACCUCGUGUGGACUAUCAUUAACUCCGUCGACGGACGCGUGUUCGUGUGCGGCAGCUCCAAGGGCAUGGGAGAAGGUGUUGAGGAGGCGCUCAUCAAGGUGGCCAUGCAGAAGGGCAACUUGGAGCAUGAUGAAGCUGGAAAAUUCUGGAACCUGAAGAAAGACGUCGGACAGUAUAUCACUGAGACGUGGUAAUCUCACCCGCCUUCCCAGUAGGCUAAGCCAAGAACAUUGCACCGACAUGGACUUUUACGAUGGUUGGACGGUUUUCUUAGGGCCAGGGAGCUAUAAAAUCCUAUUUUCUUAAUUGUUAUAUGUGGCGUUUCGAAAAUCAACUAGAGGUCUGGCGUUCGUUCGAGCUGGGCAAGGCUGAACUGGUCGGGUUUAUUUUCAAAGGGCGGCAUCGUUUCUGUUCAUGGCUUCGAGGGAGUUUGCAUAUGAGGACGCUGGGAAAACCCAAAAGGUAGAAUAGGUCAAGGAUGGCGACGCAACGCUCCCUUUCUCUCCAUGGCGAAUAGGAGACUGUAUAUGUACGAACUACAUAAUUCAAUUAUGGCACAACAUGAAGCAAUAUCACUUG